AUGACAGACCGGCAAUUCAACCUAACCGUCCUCAUAUCGGGCAACGGAUCCAACCUGCAAGCCCUCAUCGACGCAUGUGCAACGGGCGCGCUGCCAAACACGCGCAUAACACACGUCAUAUCAAACCGCAAAGCAGCAUACGGGCUUGAACGCGCAGCCAAAGCCUCAAUACCAACAACAUACCACAACCUGGUGCCGUACAAGAAAAAGCACCCGGACGCCAUUGACGAGGCGCGCUCGCAAUACGACGCCGACCUCGCCAAUAUUAUCCUCGAGUCGAAGCCGCGCCCGGACCUCAUUGUGUGCGCAGGCUGGAUGCACAUUGUAACCCCGUCAUUCCUGUCUCCCAUUGCAGCCGCAAACAUCAAAAUCAUAAACCUGCACCCUGCGCUGCCAGGCGAGUUUGCAGGCGCGGGCGCGAUUGAGCGCGCGUGGAAGGCGGGCAAGGAAGAAGGGCUCAAGAGAACGGGCGUCAUGAUUCACGAGGUGGUUGCCGAGGUGGAUGCCGGCGAGCCUGUGUUGACCAGGGAGGUGGAGCUGAGAGAGGGCGAGAGCCUCGAGGCGCUCGAGGACCGCAUUCAUGCUGUGGAGCAUGGCGCGAUUGUCGAGGGGACGAAGAUGACGUUGGAGAAGAUUGCGCGAGCGAGUUGAGGUGUGAGAGGUAGGGAUACAGCGUGUAUGCGAGUAUGAUAUCCAAUAAAAGUGCAUGUG
Molecule: messenger RNA, 711 nt
Organism: Exserohilum turcica Et28A
Lineage: Eukaryota; Fungi; Ascomycota; Dothideomycetes; Pleosporales; Pleosporaceae
Exons: 2
Coding region: 1-651 (216 amino acids)
Biological process (GO): 'de novo' IMP biosynthetic process
Cellular component (GO): cytoplasm
Molecular function (GO): phosphoribosylglycinamide formyltransferase activity
Source: RefSeq, a predicted model, not a curated record